AUGUGCGAGAAAGCGAGAGUGAUAGUGAGAAUGCUACAAGGCUGCAACAGUAUGAGCAAGCUUCGUAAGAUCCAUUCUCAUGUCAUCAUCAAUGGUCUUCAACAUCAUCCUUCAAUCUUCAACAAUCUCCUCCGCUUCUGCGCCGUCUCCGUCACCGGAAACUUAUCUUACGCUCUUCUCCUCUUCGAACAAUUCGAUUCCGACCCAUCAACUUCGGCUUGGAACUCACUUGUCCGUGGCUUCUCCGUAUCUUCUUCUCCUCUCUCUUCCCUUCUCUUCUACGAUCGAAUGCUUCUCUCCUCUGUUUCACGACCCGAUAUCUUCACUUUCAGUUUCGCUCUCAAAGCAAGUGAGAAGCUUUGUUCGAUUCCGAAGUGUUUGGAGCUUCACGGUUCGAUUAUACGAUCUGGGUUUCUUUCAGAUGCUAUUGUUUCCACAAGUCUCGUUCGUUGUUACUCUGCUAAUGGAAUGAUAGACAUUGCUUACAAAGUGUUCGACGAAAUGCCUGUGAGAGACUUGGUUUCUUGGAACGCCAUGAUUUCUUGCCUUUCUCAUGCUGGUUUACACCAUCAAGCGUUGGGUAUGCACAAGCGAAUGGUAAAUGAAGGUGUGUGCAUCGAUGGUUACACGCUCGUUGCUCUGUUAUCUUCUUGUGCUCAUGUUAGCGCUUUGAAUAUGGGUGUUAUGCUACACAGGUUAGCCUGUGAGAUUCAAUGUGAGGGAAGUCUCUUUGUGAGCAAUGCUCUUAUUGAUAUGUAUGCAAAAUGUGGUAGUCUUCAAAAUGCUGUUAGUGUUUUCAAUGGAAUGCGCAAGAGAGAUGUUUUAACUUGGAAUUCGAUGAUUAUUGGGUAUGGAGUUCACGGGCACGGUGUCGAGGCCAUCUCGUUCUUCAGAAAGAUGGUGACUUCCGGGGUUAGACCCAAUGCCAUCACGUUCCUCGGAUUGUUGUUAGGUUGCAGUCAUCAAGGUCUAGUCAAAGAAGGAGUUGAGCAUUUCCAGCUGAUGAGUUCGCAGUUCCGUCUGAGCCCCAACAUUAAACACUAUGGAUGCAUGGUGGAUCUUUAUGGACGAGCAGGUCAGCUCGAUAAGGCGCUCGAGAUGAUACACAUGUCUUCCUGCCAUGAAGAUCCUGUAUUGUGGAGAACCCUGCUUGGCUCUUGCAAAAUCCACAGGAAUCUGGAAUUAGGAGAAGUAGCCAUAAAGAAAUUGGUGCAGCUCGAGGCUUUUAAUGCAGGGGAUUACGUGCUUAUGACUUCGAUAUAUUCUGCAGCGAAUGAUGCUCAAGGUUUUGCUAGCAUGAGGAAGCUGAUAAAAAGCCAUGAUCUACAGACAACCCCAGGAUGGAGCUGGAUUGAGAUUGGUGAUCAAGUUCACAAAUUUGUGGUUGAUGACAAAAUGCACUCGGAGUCUGCACUUAUUUACUCAGAACUGCAAGAAGUAGUCCGUCGCGCCAUACUAGCUGGCUACAACCCAGAGGACUCAAACGUAACUGGUCAAUCUCUCUCUGAUCGGUGUUUAGGAUCUGCAUUUCAUAGUGAAAAAUUGGCCAUUGCAUAUGGAUUGAUGAGAACUCCUGCUGGAACAAUUCUCCGGAUUACAAAGAAUCUUAGAGUUUGCAGAGAUUGUCAUUCGUUUACAAAAUGUGUAUCGAAAGCAUUCAAUCGGGAAAUUAUUGUAAGGGAUAGAGUUCGGUUCCAUCACUUUGCAGGUGGUCUUUGUUCUUGCAACGACUACUGGAUUAUCACCAUGGAGUUCUUAAAAGACAAAGUGAGAGAGACAGGAGAUGCGGCCAUUAUUAAUACAGCUAUCUCUUGUGUGAAUGUCAGGUUUCUCCCAUGGCAUCUCACGCCAUUGGUGGCUGCAACAGCCUACAAAAUUGAAAUUGUGGAGAAGAUCCUGCCAGAUUUCUCUGUAUAG
Molecule: messenger RNA, 1917 nt
Organism: Arabis nemorensis
Lineage: Eukaryota; Viridiplantae; Streptophyta; Magnoliopsida; Brassicales; Brassicaceae
Source: the annotation of a GenBank genome assembly